CGAGUCAAGACAUAUGUUCCUAUCUUGAAAGCCAGAGCCCAGAUCUCGAGUCACCCUGCAACAACAGACUAAUUAGUGUACAGUCGUCAUUCAUUGCAAUCUUAAGCCAAGAAGUCUACAAAGUUUGAUGCUGUAUGCAGAUUAAGUCCUAAAGAUAAACAUCUGAUGAUGGAUUCCACAGAGAAUGAGCGGAUGUCAGUGCUUCUGUCAAAAUACCUAGAAUUGAGAUGCACAGGGACACAGGAAGAGGUAGAUAUCAAAAGAAAGACAUAUGUUACAAUGGGGUAUUUUGGAAGUGAUGAAGUAAUAUCUACCUUUCACGGUGGAAGUACUGCAGAGGGACUUACUCUAUUGGGUUCAGAUGUAGACAUAAUGAUCAUUUUGAAGGAUGUUAUAGUUAUGUACCCUGAUCAGUGUUUUCCUCCAAAUAUGGCACACAAAACAAUUCUGUACGCAAGAGCAGCAGAUUGCCGCCCUGGCUAUGUCUUCUUACAGCUUCCUCAGUUACAAAAGAGAGUCCACUAUUUGUUAACUGAUGCACUAGUUAGAAUUGAGGAUUCAAUGUUUGUUUCCAGUGAUAUCUUCAGAGAGCACUUAGUCAGUAGCACUGGUAAACAAACAGGCCUGAAAAUUGAAUCGAAUGGACCAGCCUGUAUAGAAGAUACAUUGACCGGUGGAGAAGACGUUGUUGUGUGUUUUCCAUGUCAUAGUUGGCCAAAGGAAGCUAAUGAAUGGAUUACACGUGCACGUCUGUAUGGAUGGCCACGUCAAACCUUGAUAGACAAUAUCGUACACCAUGGAUGUCAUCUUGUCCCAGUUGGAGACAAGUGUUCGAAUUCUGAGAACACUUUUCUCCAAUGGAGAAUUUCAUUUGCAACAGCAGAGAGAUCUUUAGUUCACUCCUUUAGUCACAUCCAAUUCAAAGUGUAUACUUUGCUGAAAUAUUUUUUGAAGCAAAUAAAAGGAAUAUUAAAAGAGACCAUUGGGGAUGACGAUAUCUUGUGCUCCUAUUUUUUGAAGAUAGUCCUUUUUCAUGCCAUUGAGAAUUCCAACCAACUAUUCUGGCAAGAGAAAAACCUAUUUUAUUGUUUUUGGUUUUGCUUCAAAAUACUAAUUGCUUUCGUCAGGGCAGGUUUCUGUCCCAAUUACUUCAUCCCAGCCAACAAUUUAUUCAAGAGGAAAGUCCAUGGACAACAUCAGCAAAUUCUGUUAGAUGUUUUGAGCAACCACCAUCAGAUGAAAUGGAAGUGUCUUUCGGUAGGAAACUUCUUCAAACCUUCAAUAUGGGAAGAUCUGUGUAAUCCUUCAAUACAAGCUCAACUUGUGUGUCCCAGGACUACACAGGUCACUGCAUACAUACACGAUAGACAACGUAUGGACCAUCUGCGACAAAUAAUUGUCUCGUAUCAAGCUUCAUGGAGUGAACUAAGUGUCUUCAGGAAGGCAAUUAAUUCAUUAUCGACAUCACAGUCAGAAACAGAUGAACUUUUCUCAUUCACUUACGCUAUACAACACCUUCACGAUCUUGCAACAGAGCAGGUUUAUCCGGAGCACAUGGUUGCUACAGACAACAAGACCAGGUACAGAAGUCUAAGGAAAUGUAAACACUGGAUGAUUCGCAAAGCCUCCAUUGGAACUGAACUGCUACAUUUGGCAACUUUUCAUUUUUUGACUGGAAAUUUCUUUAAAACUCUGGAAAUGUGCAAACAAGUGAUGAAACUAGCAUCAUGUUACUUCACAAAAAGAGGUUCACAUCCAGAACAAAAGCUUAAGGCAAUGUAUAGCCAUGUGUAUCAUCAAUUUGAACAUUCCUCAGACAGGCUGAAGAAAGUGUACUCAGAAAUAUUGUCAUUUUCAAAGAAAGGCUUGUAUCUUCCUCAUCUCUGUCAGGAAAUAUUAAGAACACAGAUAAGAAUGUUUAUCCCACCACUACCCUAUGCAUUGUUCCUGUCCUUCCUGUGCUGUCAUGAACUUGGAGAUACUACAGGACGUGAUGAAGCAUUAAGGCUCCUCAUAGAGGUCCAGAGUGAUAAUGUACAAGGAGGACACCGAUCCUGGAUAGUCCACACUCUCCUGGGGAUAUGUUACCAGACACUUGGGGACAAUCACAGGGCCAUCAAGGCUUACUGGGAUUCAGCAAAAUCACAGGCUGAUUAUCAAAUAUGGAAUCCUGCGAUUGAGAGGAUAGCAGUGGUGUAUCUUUGUAUGUAUGUCUCACAGAAGUCUGAUAGAGGAUAGCUGUGGUGUAGCUAUGUAUGCAUGUCUCACAGAAGUCUGAUAGAGGAUAACUGUGGUGUAUCUAUGUAUGUAUGUCUCACAGAGGUCUGACAGAGGAUAGCUGUGGUGUACCUAUGUAUGUAUGUCUCACAGAAGUCUGAUAGAGGAUAGCUGUAGUGUAUCUAUGUAUGCAUGUCUCACAGAAGUCUGAUAGAGGAUAACUGUGGUGUAUCUAUGUAUGUAUGUCUCACAGAGGUCUGACAGAGGAUAGCUGUGGUGUAUCUAUGUAUGUAAGUCUCACAGAGGGGUCUGAUAGAGGAUAGCUGUGGUGUGUCUAUGUAUGUAUGUCUCCCAGAGGUCUGAUAGAGGAUAGCUGUGGGGUAUCUAUGUAUGUAUGUCUCACAGAGGUCUGAAAGAGGAUAGCUGUGGCGUAUCUAUGUAUGUAUAUCUCACAGAAGUCUGAUAGAGGAUAGCCGUGGUGUAUCUAUGUAUGUAAGUCUCACAGAGGGGUCUGAUAGAGGAUAGCUGUGGUGUGUCUAUCUAUGUAUGCCUCACAGAGGUCUGAUAACUGGAUAGCUGUGGUGUAUCUAUGUAUGUAUGUCUCACAGAGGUCUGAUAGGGGACAGUUACCCCGACCUUGAACUAAGAAAAAUGUUAAACCCCUAUUCCAUAUACCUAUAUAUCCAAGAGUAUCACCAUGUCAAAUUAUAAAAAGAUUAGUCUUUGGUUCCGAAGUAACAAUUAAUCAUUACCCAUUUGGUCUAUUUUCAGUAACAGUGACCUUGACCUUUACCUAAGAAAGUAUUUAAACCCCUAUUACACAUGUACAUAUCAAAGUGCUUUAUCUUGCCAAAAUUCAAAAAGAUUGGUCAUUUGCAUUCUGGAAACUAAAGUGUGGAUGGACAGACAGAUAGACACAGUGAUUUCUAUAGGGCAUCCAGAUCGGACGCAGGCCAGGCGUUAAUAAUAUUUUCAUUCAAGUAUUUAAUUUGAUAUAUGAUACAGGUUUUCAGCUGCUGAUGAAUCCCUGCUUUAUAAUCUAUGUAUCAGAUUACACUGCUGCAGAAUUUCAGUGGCCACAGAAUCCUUGCUGUAAAAUACAGUGGAAUUUUAGCAGUUAGGAUGGGUAAUGAGAUACCUGAUCACAGAAACCGAUUUUUAAAUUCAAAAUUUGGAAUGUGGUCAACAAAAUAGCAGUUAGUUUGAAUGAAUGAGAAGACAUAAAGGCCUGCCGGAGCACAGUAAAACUUGUUUGUGUCAAACGUGCUUCAAUUGAAUACAGCAGAUGAUCUCCCCACCCUCUUUAUAUUUGUAAAUUUAGCAUUGGUGUCUUGAACAUGUACAGUCAAUUAAUGGUUGUGUUGAGUCUAUAUACAUGUUUUCCAGUCCCUAUCUUUGUUGGAAAUAACACUCAUUUAUAAAAACAACAUAUAUUCAUACAAGAGUGCAUCUCUGGCUGGUUAUCAUGAUAUUGUUAUGCUUACUGAUAUUCUCCCAUACUCGGCAAUUUUACCAUAUACAUGUAUAUAUACUCAAAUGCAUUAUUACUGUGAAUUCAUACCGCAAUAACAUUUGCUUUGGAUCCUGUACAGUGUUCAGUUGAAGACCUUAUCAUAACACAAGGACUGUGUGGUCUUCAAUCUGAUAUUGUAUUAUUAUCACUUAGAUAUUAUGUGCGGUUUAUAACCAAUAAUAUAUAUAUUACCUAUAUUGCAGACUGUAUCAAAAUUAGUACUAUGUUAUGGGAGUUACGUAUACCCCCCUUUCCCCACCCAUUCCAUACUGUGUAAAAUAAGUCAAUAUAUAAAUAUCUAAUUGUAUCUAAGUAUAUAAUUGGCGGUGAAACUUUAGACAAUGUCUAGAAGAAAUGUAUAAUCUGAAUUACUAAGCAAAUUAUUUUGUGAUCAUAUUAUUACAUAUAUCUAAGUACAUAAUUGGCGGUGAAACUUUAGAUAAUGGCUUGAAGAAAUGUAUAAUCUGAAUUACUAAGCAAAUUAUUUUGUGAUCAUAUUAUUACAUAUAAUUAUCUAUAUAUUUUAUAUACCUGCAACUUUUCUUUAUACCAAAAAAUGCAGAUUUAAUCACGAUGGAUAGACAAAUAUAUUAUUACAAAAAUCAAAUGAACUUUGAUUAAAUCUACAUGUACAAGAAAUUAAACCAUCAGUCACCAUAAGUACAUAAUUGUAUUGUAUCCAUUACUAAAUUAGUUAUGUAUAUGUAAUAUACACCAGUUGCACGAGGUCAAGAAAUGUACACUUAGGUUUCUAUUCUCUAUCUUCUUUAUGUUUGCAUUGUCUAAAAGGUUCUACGCCAAAUAUGAUACCUGCUUCUCAUGAUUAAUUAUUGAGAGUAAGCAAAAUUGUAAUUAUUUACAAUUAUAAUAUCAAUACAAUAUGUCUAUAUAUAUACCACCAAGGGUGAGGACUGAUAUAGGCUUUAAGCCUGUUGUCUAAUCCUUUUAACAUUGUAAUAUUCUUUAUGCAAAUAAAAUUUGUUGAAAUUGAAA
This is a messenger RNA of Mizuhopecten yessoensis (Yesso scallop), 4723 nucleotides long. Its product is annotated as rho guanine nucleotide exchange factor 39-like. The transcript has 2 exons. The record is from RefSeq and is a predicted model, not a curated record. Gene Ontology annotation, molecular function: guanyl-nucleotide exchange factor activity. The coding region runs from base 166 to 2238 and encodes 690 amino acids. NCBI's taxonomy places the organism in Eukaryota, Metazoa, Mollusca, Bivalvia, Pectinida, Pectinidae. Gene Ontology annotation, cellular component: cytoplasm.